CGAUUGACACAACAUGGAGAAGCCAGAUAUCGUGGAGUCUCCGCGCAAGCGACAGAAGACCGAAGAUGUGGGCUCAAAUGAGGUUGCUAUCGCCGUUAAUGGCGCAACGAAGACUCCGAGCACCGCAGUCUCAGAUGCGCAGGCUCUGAAGGAAGUCGAGGUUGGUAUCACAGAGUUUGUGAGCAACGAUACCGAGGGAUUCUCUGGUAUCCUGAAAAAGAGAUACACAGAUUUCAUGGUCAAUGAGAUCAUGACCACCGGCGAAGUCGUCCACCUCCGAAGCCUCGAUACGCCCAGCAAGCCCGAAAAGUCCGCGCCUACUACGACAGAGCCAAAAGCCCCUGAGGUGGAAACCCAGGCUACAGAGAAAACUGAGGCUACCCCGGCCAAGCAGGCGGAAACACCAGCCGAGUUCAAGGUUUCGGAAGAGGACCACACUCUUCUGGAGGAAUACUUUGGCGCUCAAAAUGCUGCCGAAAUCAUUGCGCUCCACAAGAUCGCUAUGGCUAAGCCAAAGGGUCGGCCCAGUGAAUUUGGAAACGUCACCGUUGCCGUGUCUGAUCGCGACCUUCGCACCAAGAUCCACCAGGCCAUCCGUCGCAUCUUCAACUCUCAGCUAGAGUCUUCUACCGAUGCAGAGGGAAAUAUGGCAAUCACCGCGGCGAACAACCGUUUCAAGCGCGGCGCGACCGCAGGGCGAGCCAAUGGCCGGAUCCAGGGCCACCGAACAAACUGGGAAGAACUCGGCGGGCCAUACCUGCAUUUCACCAUCUACAAGGAGAACAAGGACACAAUGGAAGUCAUCGGCUACAUUGCUCGCUCAUUGAAGAUGAACCCCAAGGCCUUACAAUUCGCUGGAACCAAGGAUAGGCGGGGUGUGACCGUGCAGCGUGCCUGUGCUCUGCGCGUUCACGUCAAUCGCCUUGCACAAGUGAACUCGGAACUUCGCAAUGCUUAUAUCGGAGACUUUGAGUACCGCAAGCAAGGCCUGGAGCUUGGAGAUUUGCAGGGCAAUGAGUUCGUGAUUACUCUGCGCGACGUUGAAAUUGCCGGCGUGAGCCUGAGUGAUCCUCAGGCCGCGAUUGCCAAGGCGUCAGAGGUCGUCAAUACCUCUUUGAAGAACCUCUACCAGCGAGGAUACUUCAACUACUACGGUCUCCAGCGAUUUGGAACCUUCGCAACCCGGACGGACAUAGUCGGUGUCAAGAUGCUCCAGGGAGAUUUCAAGGGCGCAUGCGAUGCUAUUCUGCAGUUUGCUCCUGAAUCUCUUCAGGCGGCAAUGGAGGGUAAAAUGUCUACUGCUAACAUCGGCAAUGAUGACAAGGAUCGCGCCAUGGCCAUUAAUAUUUUCCAGUCUGGCGGUAGCGUCAACGACGCUCUGCAAAAGAUGCCGCGCAAGUUCUCCGCUGAAAACAAUCUAAUCCGCCACCUCGGAAGGAACAGCAAGGAUUAUUUGGGUGCGCUGCAGACUAUCCCCCGGAACUUGCGGUUGAUGUACGUGCACGCAUACCAGUCACUUGUCUGGAACUUUGCUUUAAGUGAGCGCUGGCGCCUCUACGGCGACAGGGUGGUGGAAGGCGAUCUCAUCAUUAUCCAAGAGCACCGCGAGAAGGAACCCGCCUCUGCUGUUGAGGCUGCCGAGACUGUCGAUGCUGACGGUGAAAUUAUUGUUGUUCCUCAGGGCGAGGACAGUGCCGUUGCGGCUGAGGACAUGUUCAUGCGGGCACGUGCCUUGACGGCCGAAGAGGCAGCCAGUGGCAAAUAUACCAUCUUUGACCUGGUGCUUCCCCAGCCUGGAUAUGACAUUAUCUAUCCCGAAAACGAAAUGAAGGAAUUCUAUCGUCGCUUCAUGGAAAGCGAGCAGGGUGGUGGCCUUGACCCGUCCAACAUGCGCCGCAAGUGGAAGGACAUCAGCCUUAGCGGCAGCUACCGCAAGGUUUUCAGCCGCAUGGUGGGAGACAACUACUCUUUCGACGUGAAGCUUUAUUCCAAGGACGAUGAGCAGUUCGUUAAGACGGAGCUGCAAAAGCUGGAGCCUGAGGAUGAGAAUGCCGAUACCACCAAGGCCGAUGAGACCGCAGCUGAUAAGCUGGCUGUUGUUUUGAAAUUCCAGUUGGGAUCCAGCCAGUACGCCACCAUGGCUCUUCGGGAAUUGACGCACGGAAAGGCCACAGCCCACAAGGCUGAAUUCGGUGGAAGAUAA
This is a messenger RNA of Penicillium samsonianum, 2203 nucleotides long. Its product is annotated as pseudouridine synthase PUS7. Lineage: Eukaryota; Fungi; Ascomycota; Eurotiomycetes; Eurotiales; Aspergillaceae. Gene Ontology annotation, molecular function: pseudouridine synthase activity; RNA binding. The transcript has 2 exons. Gene Ontology annotation, biological process: pseudouridine synthesis. Bases 14 to 2203 code for a protein of 729 amino acids. Gene Ontology annotation, cellular component: nucleus. The record is from RefSeq and is a predicted model, not a curated record.